GUGCCGGCCGUGAGGCGGCGGCGAUGGCGGCGGUGCUGGAGCUCGGGGGCGGCGGGCCCGCGGCGGGGUCCGGGACGGGCUCGGGGCCGUCGCUGGGCCGGGGCGGCCUGGAGGUGCUGCAGCACACGGUGGGGUCGCUGCUGUCCAGCUAUGGCUGGUACAUCCUCCUGGCCGCCGUCGCCGUCUAUCUGCUCGUGCAGAAGGUGUCCCGGAGCCUGGCGGCGCGGCCGGGCGCCCGCGGAGCGGCCGAGGCGGCGGAGGAGCCCGAUGUGGUGGUGAGAAGGCAGGAAGCUUUGGCAGCAGCUCGCCUCAGGAUGCAGGAGGAGCUGAAUGCACAAGCAGAAAGAUACAAAGAAAGACAAAAACAGCUUGAAGAAGAGAAGCGGAGGCAGAAGAUAGCGAUGUGGGAAAGCAUGCAAGAGGGGAAGAGCUACAAAGGAAACCUGAAGCUGAAUCAGCAAGAAGCAGAGUCUGGUGCCUCCACCUCAGCGGUCCCGAAAUCUAAACCAAACAAGAAGCCUUUGAGAGGAGGGGGCUACAACCCACUGUCUGGAGAAGGAGGUGGAACGUGUUCCUGGAGACCAGGCCGGAGAGGCCCGUCAGCAGGUGGAUGAGGUUAACCUCCCCAGUGCCCCAUGGCACUAGCAGCCUUGAUCUUACCCACUGUCUACCUGCCUACAGCUUGCCUGUCACAGGGACUCCUUUGGGGCUGGUUUAGUGCUGGUGGUCACUUAAAACAGAUUCACACCCUUUCCAAACUGCGUUGGAUGGUCCUACCCAAGAGGAGUACCUGAUCCUCUUAGAGAGGACAGAGAAGCAAUUCCCAGUGUAAUCAGUUCAUUUUCACUCCAGCCAAGGUGAAUCACCUGGAAUUGGGAGAUCUGGGCUCUCUGGCUGUUCACAGCACUGGCCUCAGGCAAAUUUAAUGAUCUCUGUUUACCUCUGCAAAAAUGAGGAUGUUUGCCAUCCUCAGACGUGUGUUACCAGAUCUGAGAGGAAGGAUAUUAUCAUUGGCAGACACUUUGAAUUUAGGCAGAGGGACUUCCAGGAAAAACACAGGUGAUCUGACAAAGGCCACGGAUUUGCACCGUGGCCAGUUAUUGCAGAAGAGUCUCUGUAACGAGUCAGCUUGAAUGACGUUUCCCUCAUAAAUGGUAAACAAACCAGUGAGGUUAACUGAUGCUAGACAUGCUAGACAGCAGAUGGGGGGAGGGGGGUUCUUGCUAUUCCUUUUCUUUUUUUUUUCUUUUUUUUUAUUUCAACUGCUUUGUAAAAACAAGACAUUAUUAAUAUUAAAUAUAAUUGCAAACCAAUGAUAAA
Myiozetetes cayanensis is the source of this 1320-nucleotide messenger RNA. RefSeq names its product selenoprotein S (gene SELENOS). Gene Ontology annotation, biological process: retrograde protein transport, ER to cytosol; endoplasmic reticulum unfolded protein response. The transcript has 6 exons. NCBI's taxonomy places the organism in Eukaryota, Metazoa, Chordata, Aves, Passeriformes, Tyrannidae. The record is from RefSeq and is a predicted model, not a curated record. Gene Ontology annotation, cellular component: Derlin-1-VIMP complex; endoplasmic reticulum membrane; Derlin-1 retrotranslocation complex. Bases 24 to 614 code for a protein of 196 amino acids.